GAAACAACUGUGGAGGCUAUCCAAAAGCUCGAGGAAAAAAUGGUCAGAGAGCUCAAUGUCCUUAGAGGACUUUUAGGUUUAUCAGUGAGUAAGAACUGUGCCGAGGUGUACAAAUCUGGUGGAAUAACCAGCGGUGUUUACAGAAUCAAACCGGAUGGUGCUAGACCUGACUUUGAAGUGUUUUGUGAUCAAAAAACUACUAACGGGGGAUGGACAGUGGUCCAAAAGAGGCUGGAUGGCUCUGUUCUUUUCGAUCGCGGCUGGUCUGACUACAAGAAUGGCUUUGGUAACCUUGAUGGCGAGUUUUGGCUCGGACUGGAAAAAAUACACCAUUUGACAAAAUCCCCUAGCAAGCUUCGAGUCGAUCUGGAAGAUUUUGACGGCGAAACUUCUUACGCCGAGUACGACUUAAUUGUGGUAGCGACUGAAAGGAAGAAGUACCAGUUAAGCGUUGGGAAAUAUUCAGGAAGAGCUGGCGACUCCCUUACUCAACAUCACGGCUAUCCCUUUUCAACCAAGGAUCGGGACCAUGACAGUCAUAGCAGUAACUGUGCUGAGAAAUAUAAAGGAGGCUGGUGGCAUAUUGACUGUUAUUACUCAAACCUGAAUGGUGUCUAUCGUCAUGGAGGGGACUCAGCUACUACUUUUGGAAUCAGAUGGAAUAGCUGGAAAGGAAAGCCCCAGUCUAUGAAGAGGGCUGAGAUGAAAAUCAGACCAGUGAAGGUUUAGAGCAUAUAUGCUGGCUUACUCAAAGAAAUAACAUUUUAAAACGAAUUUUGAUUGUAGUUCUAGUUACACGGUAUGAUCUGGGUACGAGAUAAACUUUGAUUACUUAUGCAUUAAUUACUUUGUAUUUGAUCACCGGAAAUGCCCUACGAAAAACGCCGGAAAUGGCAUUUCCAAGACCCUGUGUCUAAAACUUUCUGAGAGAGCACGUCCCCUAACCCCCGUAAUUUGGAGCACCUUCGCCGUUCAAUAUUUUCUGCUCGUUCAUACACCUUCAGAAUCUCACGCUACGCCCCUAGUUAUAAAAAAGAGGUUUUUAAAAAAUUUUUGAAGAAGUCUGAAUAAGUAUGCAAUGUGAUUAUCAGCCGAACAAAGUAAACAAUAAUACUCCACCAGCGCUUAACCCUUCAACCCCUAAAAGUGACCAGCAUCUAAGUUCUCCUUACAACAUCAGCUAUGAAUCACUCGUCAAGGUCCAAAAUAAAAGAAAUGAUCACCAACUGAAGAAGCUCUUGAUUGUUAAACAAAUUCUCCCUGUCAGCACCUUAGGAAAUGUAAAGAGAAUAGUAUGGAGAAUAUGCAUACUGAUGUUAGGGUGUAAAGGAUUUAACUGAACGGUUAAAGAUGCUAAGUUUGUCAGAUGUGAUAUAUUGUUACCGACUAUAAUAA
Pocillopora verrucosa is the source of this 1395-nucleotide messenger RNA. The record is from RefSeq and is a predicted model, not a curated record. NCBI's taxonomy places the organism in Eukaryota, Metazoa, Cnidaria, Anthozoa, Scleractinia, Pocilloporidae.